AUGCCGGUGCGGAGGGGCCAUGUCGCGCCGCAGAACACCUUCCUGGACACCAUCAUCCGCAAGUUUGAGGGCCAGAGCCGCAAGUUCAUCAUCGCCAACGCUCGGGUGGAGAACUGCGCCGUCAUCUACUGCAACGACGGCUUCUGCGAGCUGUGCGGCUACUCGCGAGCCGAGGUGAUGCAGCGGCCCUGCACCUGCGACUUCCUGCACGGGCCGCGCACGCAGCGCCGCGCGGCCGCGCAGAUCGCGCAAGCCCUGCUGGGCGCGGAGGAGCGCAAAGUGGAGAUCGCCUUCUACCGGAAGGAUGGGAGCUGCUUCCUGUGCCUGGUGGACGUGGUGCCCGUGAAGAAUGAAGAUGGAGCUGUCAUCAUGUUCAUCCUCAACUUCGAGGUGGUGAUGGAAAAGGACCUGGUGGGGUCCCCGGCCCAUGACACCAAUCACCGUGGACCCCCCACCAGCUGGUUGGCCCCGGGCCGAGCCAAGACCUUCCGUCUGAAGCUGCCUGCGCUGCUGGCCUUAACGGCCAGAGAGUCGGCAGUGCGGCCGUCGGUGCGGCCCGGCGGUGGGGGCGGCACGGGCGCCCCGGGGGCCGUGGUGGUGGAUGUGGACCUGACGCCCGCGGCGCCCAGCCGCGAGUCACUGGCCCUGGAUGAGGUGACGGCCAUGGACAACCAUGUGGGGCCCGCGGAGGAGCGGCGCGCGCUGGUGGGCCCCGGCUCACCCUCCGCCUGCGCGCCGGACACGCACCCCUCACCCCGGGCGCACAGCCUCAACCCCGACGCCUCGGGCUCCAGCUGCAGCCUGGCCCGGACGCGCUCGCGGGAGAGCUGCGCCAGCGUGCGCCGCGCCUCCUCGGCCGACGACAUCGAGGCCAUGCGCGCCGGGCUGCCCCCGCCGCCGCGCCACGCCAGCACCGGGGCCAUGCACCCUCUGCGCAGCGGCCUGCUUAACUCCACGUCAGAUUCUGACCUCGUGCGCUACCGUACCAUUAGCAAGAUUCCCCAAAUCACCCUCAACUUUGUGGACCUCAAGGGGGACCCUUUCCUGGCUUCGCCCACCAGUGACCGGGAGAUUAUAGCACCGAAGAUAAAGGAGAGGACCCACAAUGUCACCGAGAAGGUCACCCAGGUCCUGUCCCUGGGGGCUGACGUGCUUCCAGAGUAUAAGCUGCAGGCGCCGCGGAUCCACCGCUGGACCAUCCUGCACUACAGCCCCUUCAAGGCCGUGUGGGACUGGCUCAUCCUGCUGCUGGUCAUCUACACGGCUGUCUUCACACCCUACUCAGCCGCCUUCCUGCUGAAGGAGACGGAAGAAGGCUCCACGGCCCCGGACUGUGGCUAUGCCUGCCAGCCGCUGGCCGUGGUGGACUUCAUCGUGGACAUCAUGUUCAUCGUGGACAUCCUCAUCAACUUCCGCACCACUUAUGUCAAUGCCAAUGAGGAGGUGGUCAGCCAUCCCGGCCGCAUUGCCGUCCACUACUUCAAAGGCUGGUUCCUCAUCGACAUGGUGGCCGCCAUCCCCUUCGACUUGCUCAUCUUUGGCUCUGGCUCGGAGGAGCUGAUUGGGCUGCUGAAGACGGCGCGGCUGCUGCGGCUGGUGCGUGUGGCGAGGAAGCUGGACCGCUACUCUGAGUACGGGGCAGCCGUGCUUUUCCUGCUCAUGUGCACUUUCGCGCUCAUUGCGCACUGGCUGGCCUGCAUCUGGUACGCCAUCGGCAACAUGGAGCAGCCACACAUGGACUCCCGCAUCGGCUGGCUGCACAACCUGGGUGACCAGAUCGGCAAGCCCUACAAUAGCAGCGGCCUGGGGGGCCCUUCCAUCAAGGACAAGUAUGUCACGGCCCUCUACUUCACCUUCAGCAGCCUCACCAGCGUGGGCUUUGGCAAUGUCUCCCCCAACACCAAUUCGGAGAAGAUCUUCUCCAUCUGUGUCAUGCUCAUUGGCUCCCUCAUGUACGCCAGCAUCUUCGGCAAUGUGUCAGCCAUCAUCCAGCGGCUGUACUCUGGCACUGCCCGCUACCACACGCAGAUGCUCCGGGUGCGGGAGUUCAUCCGUUUCCACCAAAUCCCCAACCCCCUCCGCCAGCGCCUCGAGGAGUAUUUCCAGCACGCCUGGUCCUACACCAACGGCAUCGACAUGAACGCGGUGCUGAAAGGCUUCCCCGAGUGCCUGCAGGCAGACAUCUGUCUGCACCUGAACCGCUCGCUUCUGCAGCACUGCAAGCCUUUCCGAGGGGCCACCAAGGGCUGCCUGAGGGCCCUGGCCAUGAAGUUCAAGACGACACAUGCACCGCCAGGGGACACGCUGGUGCAUGCGGGGGACCUGCUCACCGCCCUCUACUUCAUCUCCCGGGGCUCCAUUGAGAUCCUGCGGGGAGACGUUGUCGUGGCCAUCCUGGGGAAGAACGACAUCUUUGGAGAGCCUUUGAACCUGUAUGCCCGGCCUGGCAAGUCCAAUGGGGAUGUGCGGGCCCUCACCUACUGCGACCUGCACAAAAUCCACCGGGACGACCUGCUGGAGGUGCUGGACAUGUACCCCGAGUUCUCUGACCACUUCUGGUCCAGCCUGGAGAUCACCUUCAACCUGCGGGACACCAACAUGAUCCCGGGGUCUCCGGGCGGCAGCGCGGAGCUAGAGGGCGGCUUCAACAGGCAACGCAAGCGCAAGCUGUCCUUCCGCCGGCGCACCGACAAGGACCCAGAACAGCCAGGGGAGGUGUCGGCCUUGGGGCCGGGCCGGGCGGGGGCAGGGCCGAGUAGCCGGGGCCGGCCAGGGGGACCGUGGGGGGAGAGCCCGUCCAGCGGCCCCUCCAGCCCUGAGAGCAGUGAGGAUGAGGGCCCAGGCCGCAGGUCCAGCCCCCUCCGCCUGGUGCCCUUCUCCAGCCCCAGGCCCCCCGGAGAGCCGCCGGGUGGGGAGCCGCUGACGGAGGAUGGGGAGAAGAGCAGUGACACUUGUAACCCGCUGUCAGGCGCCUUCUCAGGAGUGUCCAACAUCUUCAGCUUCUGGGGGGACAGUCGGGGCCGCCAGUACCAGGAGCUGCCUCGCUGCCCCGCCCCCACCCCCAGCCUCCUGAACAUGCCUCUCUCCAGCCCCAGCCGGAGGCCGCGGGGCGACGUGGAGAGCAGGCUGGAUGCCCUUCAGAGGCAGCUCAACAGGUUUCCCAGUUCAUGGCGUUGGAGGAGCUCCCCCCGGGGACCCCAGAGCUCCCCCAAGACGGCCCCACUCGACGCCUCUCCCUGCCGGGCCAGCUGGGGGCCCUCACCUCCCAGCCCCUGCACAGACAUGGCUCAGACCCAGGCAGUUAGUGGGGCUGCCCAGUGUGGACACGUGGCUCACCCAGGGUUCAGCGCACUGCCUGGGCCCCCCCCCUCAGAGGCCCUGCCCGGGAGGCCCUGGCCGAGAAAGGGGAGAGGAACAUGAAGGCACAGCCCCCUCCCCCAGCCCUUGGGACCAUCUCCUCCUGCAGUCCCCUGGGCCCCCAUGGCGGGGGCAGGGGCAGGGACAGGGCCGGGCAGUGGACGGGGGUCUGUGGUCUCCUCACUGCCCAGGGGGCAUUAGCUGGUCUAACUGCCCGGAGGCACCCGGCCCUGGGCCUUAGGCACCUCAAGGACUUUUCUGCUAUUUACUGCUCUUAUUGUUAAGGAUAAUAAUUAAGGAUCAUAUGAAUAAUUAAUGAAGAUGCUGAUGACUAUGAAUAAUAAAUAAUUAUCCUGA
This is a messenger RNA of Hyaena hyaena (striped hyena), 3714 nucleotides long. RefSeq names its product potassium voltage-gated channel subfamily H member 2 (gene KCNH2). The coding region runs from base 1 to 3420 and encodes 1139 amino acids. The record is from RefSeq and is a predicted model, not a curated record. Gene Ontology annotation, cellular component: membrane. NCBI's taxonomy places the organism in Eukaryota, Metazoa, Chordata, Mammalia, Carnivora, Hyaenidae. The transcript has 14 exons. Gene Ontology annotation, molecular function: inward rectifier potassium channel activity. Gene Ontology annotation, biological process: regulation of heart rate by cardiac conduction; potassium ion transmembrane transport; membrane repolarization during action potential.